Messenger RNA from Phacochoerus africanus (Common warthog), 2923 nucleotides. RefSeq names its product polypeptide N-acetylgalactosaminyltransferase 9 (gene GALNT9). The record is from RefSeq and is a predicted model, not a curated record. The transcript is spliced from 12 exons. Gene Ontology annotation, cellular component: Golgi apparatus. Bases 395 to 2209 code for a protein of 604 amino acids. NCBI's taxonomy places the organism in Eukaryota, Metazoa, Chordata, Mammalia, Artiodactyla, Suidae.
AGGCCCGCCCCGCCGCCCCCGAGACGGGGCCGCGCCCCUCUGCGGAGGAUGCUGGAUGCCCCCUGCGCCAGUGGCCCCGGGCAGCCCCUGAGCGUGGGGAACCCGGGAGGCGGAGGGGCACGCUGAGCGGGCGCGGGUGGUGCUGAAGGGACAGCUCCCGGGCGCAGGCGGCCGAGCGCGCAGCUGGCCCGCAGCACCCGCCUGCAGCCCCUGCCUGUAGCCCCCGGCCCGCAGCUCCCCCACCCUUAGCACCCCCGGCCAGCAGCCCCCAGCCCGCGGCUAGCUGGGCUGGCUCAUGGUCCCCGAAGCAGCGGGCCAAGCGGAGGCUCCUGUGGCCGCCGGGCCCACGGGGAUGCCCCGCGGGUGAGGCAGCCCCCAUCUUCCAACCGCGUUCAUGGCGGUGGCCAGGAAGAUCAAAACUUUGCUGACGGUCAACAUCCUGGUGUUCGUGGGCAUCAUUCUCUUCUCCGUGUACUGCCGCCUGCAGGACCGCUCAGAGGGGCUAGUGCAGAUCGUGCGCAGCGCCGACCGCCGGCUGCGCAGCCGGCACGCCAAGGUGGGCGCGCUGGCGGAGCGCGAAGCCAUCCUCCAGCGCCUCGACCACCUGGAGGAGGUAGUCUACAACCAGCUGAAUGGCCUUGCCAAGCCCAUUGGCCUGGUGGAGGGGCCGGGUGGCCUAGGCCAGGGUGGCAUGGCGGCCACGCUGCGUGACGACAGCCAGGAGAUGGAAAGCAAGUAUGAGGAAUACGGAUACAACGCGCAGCUCAGUGACCGCAUCUCCCUGGACAGGACUAUCCCGGACUACAGGCCCAAAAAGUGCAGACAGAUGACCUACUCGGACGACCUGCCCCAGAUAUCCGUGGUGUUCAUCUUCGUCAACGAAGCCCUCUCAGUCAUCCUGCGCUCUGUCCACAGCGUGGUCAACCACACGCCCUCCCAGCUCCUCAAGGAGGUCAUCCUGGUGGACGACAACAGCGAUAACGUGGAGCUCAAGCUCAACCUGGACCAAUACGUCAGUAAGAGGUACCCAGGCCUGGUGAAGAUCGUCCGCAACGGCCGGCGGGAAGGGCUGAUCCGGGCACGGCUGCAGGGCUGGAAGGCCGCCACGGCCCCAGUCGUUGGCUUCUUUGAUGCCCACGUGGAGUUCAGCACAGGCUGGGCCGAGCCCGCCCUCUCUCGGAUCCGGGAGGACCACCGGCGCAUCGUCCUGCCUGCCAUCGACAACAUCAAGUAUGACACGUUUGAGGUGCAGCAGUACGCCAGCGCAGCCCAUGGCUACAACUGGGGCCUCUGGUGCAUGUAUAUCAUCCCACCCCAGGACUGGCUGGACCGCGGCGAUGAGGCGGCGCCCAUCAGGACCCCAGCCAUGAUCGGUUGCUCCUUCGUGGUGGACCGGGAGUACUUUGGGGACAUCGGGCUGCUGGACCCGGGCAUGGAGGUGUACGGAGGGGAGAACAUUGAGCUGGGCAUGAGGGUGUGGCAGUGUGGUGGCAGCAUGGAGGUGCUGCCCUGCUCCCGUGUGGCCCACAUCGAGCGCACCAAGAAGCCCUACAAUAACGAUAUAGACUACUACGCCAAGCGCAACGCCCUGCGGGCGGCUGAGGUGUGGAUGGACGGCUUCAAGUCCCACGUAUACAUGGCCUGGAACAUCCCUAUGACUAACCCAGGCGUGGACUUCGGGGACGUGUCCGAGCGGCUGGCCCUGCGUCAGAGGCUGAAAUGCCGCAGCUUCAAGUGGUACCUGGACAACGUGUACCCAGAGAUGCGGACCUACAACGAUACGCUUACGUACGGAGAGGUGAGGAACAGCAAAGCCAGCGGCUACUGCUUGGACCAGGGGGCAGAGGACGACGACCGUGCCAUCCUAUAUCCCUGCCAUGGGAUGUCCUCCCAGCUGGUGCGGUACAGUGCCGAGGGCCUGCUGCAGCUGGGUCCCCUGGGCUCCACCGCCUUCCUGCCUGACUCCAAGUGCCUGGUGGAUGACGGCAGGGGCCGCACGCCCGCCCUGAAGAAGUGUGAGGAUGUGGCCCGGCCAGCGCAGCGGCUGUGGGACUUCACCCAGGGCGGUCCCAUCGUGAGCAGAGACACGGGCCGGUGCCUGGAGGUGGAGAUGUCCAAGGACGCCAACUUCGGGCUCCGGCUGGUGGUGCAGAGGUGCUCGGGGCAGAAGUGGACUAUCAGAAACUGGAUCAAGCCAGGGCGGCACUGACUCCCACUGUGCCCUGUGCCCCUGCCCCAGCGCUGACCCCACCACUAGAACCAGAGGGCCCUGGCCGUGCCCGUGCCACCUCAGCGCCCUGUGGGCCCCAUCACCCAGGACAUUGGGGCCUCCCCGUAUUCUGGAGGAGGUGCCGGGACCAGCCAUCUAUCCUGGAGCACAGACCCCCCUGGGUUCUCUCUCUCCUCGGAGAGCAUCAGCUGACAGCCAAUUCCAGCUCCAGAUCACGUGCCUUUUCUAUGGUAUUCCUGUCUGGCCGCCCGCCAGCUGCCUCUUCUGCAUGUGCUGAAGCCCCAUCCACGCUCCAGGCAGAAAUAGCCCCCUGUCAACUGCGACCUCCCAUCCUCUGCUCCCCAUGGCAGGCCCGCCCCUGUGACCACCUCCCUUAAACUGAGCAGAGCAAGCGAGGGAAAACAGGAUGACGCGACAGCGGCUGAGAUGGCCUCAAAGAGCACCCAAGGGCAGCGCCUGGUGAGGAGGCUGAUGGGGCUGCUUCAGCCCCGAGAAGAGAGGAUUAAACCACCCUGGCCUGAUAUCUCGUCCCCAGGAGCCAGAGCUGGUCAGCUGUCCGAGGAGGGACCCCUGUCCUACCCAGGCGGGGUGCCUUCUCAUGUUACUCUAAGGCAGGGGUCUACCAAUGAUGACCACAGCCCCUCGCCUAUUUUUAUAAAUAAAGUUUUAUUGGCACACGGCCACACCCCUCUA